AUGAACUCGUUCGUGAACGACAUCUUCGAGCGCAUCGCGGGCGAGGCGUCGCGCCUGGCGCACUACAACAAGCGCUCGACCAUCACGUCUCGGGAGAUCCAGACGGCCGUGCGGCUGCUGCUGCCCGGGGAGCUGGCGAAGCACGCGGUGUCGGAGGGCACCAAGGCCGUCACCAAGUACACCAGCGCCAAGUAACCCGAUAAAGGUAUCGGAUUAAAAAGCAGAUUUUGCGGGAAAAGAAGAGGGAUGCAUCAGGCCGAAGAUGAUGCACAGACAUACAAUCCAGCCACAGUGAAAAUUUAUAAAGACUCAACUUUUGAAAACUACAGGGUUCAGUUGAAAAGAACUCAGCUCAUUCUCUUCCUUAGAACACUAAACCGCCUACGUGUGGUGAGGAUGGAAUUCAAGGCCACGCCCAUGCAAGGCAAGUGGCCAGCCACUGGGCUUUACUUCCGGCCUCCUCCUUAGCUUUACCAGGAAGGAAGCGUGGCAUCCUUCAUGAGCAGAAGUCCUUCAGUUUUGGAAGACUCGGUUAGAGCGUGUCUGAGAACUCUGCCUUCUCGGAGUGCUGCUCCCGGGACGCUGUAUGUGCGCAACGGGCUGAGAGUGGCCUGGUGUCUCCCGAUUCUGAGUACAGCGGCCGCUCCAUCUCCUGUUCGUGACCAGUCACAAGCAACUCAGAAUUGUGUGCUGCUGAUUCUUGCACCUAAGAGCUUUCUCUGAUGUUUUUAGUUUUGGGAAAGGAGGAAUAUGUACAAUAUUAAUUUUACUGAUUUGCCAAGAUGAUUUAUUUUUAUAUUAGAUUAAAGCAAUUUUAAUUAUAUUCAUGAGCUGGCUUAAGAGAGCUGUGGGAGCUCUUGGAGUAAAGGAGCUGGGUCUGGGAUUCCUUCUGUUUGCAGUUUUCUUUGUUUUCCCUCCUCCGCUGCCCACUGCUUUGCCUUGGCCCAUCCCUCUGGGGCAGAGGCAGAGUGCUGCCAGAGACAAUUGUAACGUUUCUAAAAUGGUGAGGCAGGGAUUUAAAAUGACAAAAUUGAAAGCUGGCUUUCAAUUUUCACUCUCAAAAAUGACACAUUGAAAGCUGGCUAGCUGAACUGUCUCAGGAAUCUUCAAAUAUAACUUUAAUGUACUUAUUGAGGCAAACUGCUAUAAACUUCAUAAAUAUAAAUAAGUCCCCCCUGCCCCAAAGUACUGAGGAUUGAACCUAAGACCUUCACACCGGGA
Messenger RNA from Chinchilla lanigera (long-tailed chinchilla), 1221 nucleotides. Its product is annotated as histone H2B. The transcript is spliced from 3 exons. The record is from RefSeq and is a predicted model, not a curated record. Gene Ontology annotation, molecular function: structural constituent of chromatin; protein heterodimerization activity; DNA binding. NCBI's taxonomy places the organism in Eukaryota, Metazoa, Chordata, Mammalia, Rodentia, Chinchillidae. The coding region runs from base 1 to 195 and encodes 64 amino acids. Gene Ontology annotation, cellular component: nucleosome.